AUGAUGUGCCCAGGGGGCGUCUUGGCCCUCUUGUCGGCCAGGGAGUCCGGGCGACCGAGCAAGAGGACAGCGUGGCGCCACACGGGCUGCGGGCGCGAUGACCGAGAUCUUCAAAUCUGGGCGUCCCAUCACGCGCUGCAGCACUGCAAGAGCGAGUUGUGCGAUUUGCAGUCCCACCCAAGAUCCACAAUCGCGACCGCCGUCAGCCCCGAUGGCAGGCUGGUGGCCUCCACGCACGGUGACCACUCCGUGAAGAUCGUGGACUAUGCCACUGGCAAGCUGGUGAGGGAGCUGACAGGCCAUCGCAGGACUCCAUGGACGGUCCAUUUCCAUCCCACUGACUCGGCCAUCGUUGUCAGCGGCUCGUUGGACAGCGAGGUCCGCCUAUGGAAUGUGAACACUGGGCAGCUACUCCAGUCCAGAGACUUUGGCCGCAACAUUCAAUCAGUGGCCUUCCACCCAUCUGGCAAGUUCUUGGCAGUGGCGGCUGGUCGCAAGGUCUAUCUCUGGGUGCACAACGAGGGUUCGAAGCGGUUUGAGGAAGUCCACAUUGUGCUGAAAACAUCGAAAACCAUACGGACAGUGCACUUCCAUCCACUCAGCUGUUCGUACAUUCUCACAACAGAGAGAAUGGAUCCGCAGAAUGCACCUGAAGCCCAUGCCGCUGGUGAGCAACAAGAACAGCAUAUCCAGCGGCAAGGGUCGUCAUGGGGCUCUGCUCAGUCGCGGCUGUCUGCGUCCUGGUUGGACAGGCGUAUGUCACUGGCCAGCUCUGCCAGCAGUGCUGCUUCGGACAUCAUCGGUCUCAACAGACAUCCACAAGGCGGUGAGGAAGUGAAUGGAAGACCUCUCGAUGGCCUGCAAGGCCGGCAUCUGCAUGGGCCGGAGAUGGCACAGCCGGUUAGGGGUGGUGCUCAUGGCUGGGAUCAAGGGUUUGGCCAGUCGCUUCAUCCAGAUCCCCACCCAGAGAUGUACUCACAGGGAGGCGUGCAGCAUACUCGAACCAACUCAUGGCAGCGUGGAAGAAACGGUGGCAUGCGUGGUCGGGGCAGGUCAUAUGCAGUCCCUGUGGAUGUAUGGCCCAUGCACAGUGGUGGGGAGCGUGGUGUGCCAGAAAACCUCUCCAGCCAGCCACAGCAAGGGGCCCCGAAUGCUCCAGUCGCCAGUAAUACUGCCGACCAGCACCACUGGUGGCCACAAGGCCUUGGCCACACGCCACCUUUGCUGCCAUCGCACAUGGCAUCAGGAGUUCAGGGUGGCCUGCUUGCUGUGUCCAGGCCCCCUGAGCUAGGAAGCGGACCCCAAGGUGAAUAUGGCAAUUAUGUUCCACUGGGUGCUAUCCCUUAUCCAAGGGGACCGGCUGGUGCACACACACAUGCUGUGAGACCUGGGGGGGAAGGUCAUGGCUUCAUGCUGGGAGCAGGGAUUGAGCGGCCAUCUGGCAUGCAGCAAGGAGUCCAAGACCUGCAAGGGGGCCAUGGGUUUGGUUUCCAAACCGGCAGGGGUCCUGAUGACGCUGAAGAGGAUGCGAGCAGUCUAAUCUUGGCACAGAUGAACCGCACACAGCACAGUGGAGUGGCAUCAUCUUCUGCACUGGGCACCCUGGGGGACGACCUGAUUGCCCAGAUGGUUAACUUGAUACACAUGCCGUCUGCUGAAGCCUCCAGCAUGGGUUCUGGCUUUGUGCAUUCGGGUUCUGGAAUCCAGUUGAUUCCACCUGAGCCAACGAGCUCAAGUGCCCACAGCCAUCGGCCCCCGGGCUUGGCGCUCAGAUUGUACUCACAGUCAAGUGCCAGCUCCUCAGGCAGCCCGUCUGUGGCGGAGACGUCACAGGUGUUGCUCAACAGCCUGGAAACGCCUGCCAUACAGAGGACAGGAGAUGUCUCUGAAGUUCCUUUGGUGACGCCUGCACCUGCCAUGCGAGCAUAUGCCUCCAUGCCGUCGCAGGAGCUGCCGUGCAUAACCCAGCUCACUCUCUGGCACUUUUGCGAGGAGGAACCUGACCGGGAGCUCACCGAUGCGCAAUUGGUCAUCAAUGGGGUCGUGCUGUGCAGCGAAAUGGGCGCGCACAUUGCUGCUUGUGGCCGUUUGCUUGCUGCAUGCACUGCACUCUUGGACCACAGUGUGGAUGGCUAUGGGCAAAUGCGGUCCUCAUUCCAGUACGAGCUGAAGCUGUUUUCACUGGAAAGGUCGACAAUGGGGCAGGUGAUCAGGUCCAGGCCCGUCUCCGCUGGCCACUGCCUGACAUCGAUUCAGUUUUCGCCCGACUGCAGCCUCGUGCUCCUUUCGUACGGAAAGAAGCACGAGUCGCUGGUGCGUGACUUGGUCGCGAGGGGACAGGCCAUUGGCAAGAUUCGCACCCUCCUGGAGGUGUACAGGGUUUCGGACUUGGCGCUCGUGCGGGUCCUUCACAGCGUUGAAGACGAUGCCAACACGGCAUGUUUCCAUCCAAUCCCGGGCGAGGGCAUCUUGUAUGGAACGAAAGAUGGGAAGCUCAGGGUGUUGAGGCAAUGCCAGCCUGUCGAAGAUUGGGAGGAGGGAGGGGACGCAACUGUGUUUGAAGACGAACUUGUGUCAGUGGAUGAACUGGUGCACAGUCAGGAGGCUGGCCCGGGGGCAUGUUGA
Ostreobium quekettii is the source of this 2625-nucleotide messenger RNA. Lineage: Eukaryota; Viridiplantae; Chlorophyta; Ulvophyceae; Bryopsidales; Ostreobiaceae. The record is from the annotation of a GenBank genome assembly.